This is a messenger RNA of Engraulis encrasicolus (European anchovy), 2572 nucleotides long. RefSeq names its product nfe2 like bZIP transcription factor 2a (gene nfe2l2a). Gene Ontology annotation, biological process: cellular response to oxidative stress; regulation of transcription by RNA polymerase II. Gene Ontology annotation, cellular component: nucleus. Lineage: Eukaryota; Metazoa; Chordata; Actinopteri; Clupeiformes; Engraulidae. Gene Ontology annotation, molecular function: DNA-binding transcription factor activity, RNA polymerase II-specific; RNA polymerase II cis-regulatory region sequence-specific DNA binding. The transcript has 5 exons. Bases 226 to 2085 code for a protein of 619 amino acids. The record is from RefSeq and is a predicted model, not a curated record.
UACAGCGUCUGUGUAAGGGGUGGUGACUAUAUUGCUCAUCUCAGUGUUUUCGGUCUCAAAGAAGGAAUACAAAACAUACGGGCGAUAUUGGGACAUUCAACACAAAGGAGGCAUUGUAUCUCGCCAAAAUGAUGGAGAUUGAAUUGCCUAAAUUAACCCCAAGUCAACAGACAAUCUCAACUUCCUCUCUCCCUCUUCGUCUGCCUUCGUCUGCACCACCAGGACAUGGACAUGAUCGACAUCCUCUGGAAGCAGGACAUCGACCUGGGCGCGGGCCGCGAGGUCUUCGACUUCAGCUACCGCCAGAAGGAGCACGAGUUGCAGAAGCAGCGCGAGCUGGAGGAGGAGAAGCGGCAGCAGCGGGCCCUGGAGCAGGAGAAGGCCCUGCUGGCACAGCUGCAGCUGGACGAGGAGACAGGCGAGUUCGUGCCACGCCCCUGCCCUGCCUCCACCGCCGCCGCCGCCGUGCCCAGCGGACAACAGCCACAGCUCCAGCCCCACCCCCAGGCCUCACCUGCAGACACACCCACCGCCGCCGUGGAGAAUGUCGACUUCACCGAGGAUGGAGCCGCCAUGUCCUUUGACGAGUGCAUGGAGCUGCUUGCACAGACAUUCCCAGUAGUGGAAGCCAGUGAGACCGCUUCCACUUGCCUGGGUUCAUCCGAACCACCCACCAGCAGUGGUCAGCUCCUCAUGCCCCCAGAGCAGCCCCCCCUCCUCCCAGAGCCAAUGCUCCCCGCCCCACAGAAGGCCUCGUGGACCGACCUGGACCAGGCCUGGAUGGAGUUACUGUCCAUUCCUGAAUUACAGCAUGCCCUGAAUAUACAGAUGCAGGAAGUAACUGACUACCUGAGCACAACCCCACAAGCUCCACAAGCACAAGACCCCGGCUACAUGCCUUUCAUGCCUCCCCUCACAGACCCCGUUGUGUCUCAGCCGCCAGACGUUUGCGCCAAUGAGUUCAUUGGCAACUUUGAGGUCAGCUUCCCCGGGGCUACUGGCCCGGCCAAUCUUCUGAGUCAGAUGUCACUCAAGGCCUCCGACACGGUGGUCACAACAGCUGUCGGUGGCAUUGGCAACACAGGCGAGUACUGUGACAUGUUUUACCCAGACCUGCUCGGCGGCACAGCCAAAGUCAACCAGCCGACUCCUCAGGAGCCCUGCAACACGGUAGUGAGCGGAAUCUGCCAGGCCGCAGAAACCCCAAACAGCUCGCCCCUCAAGCCUUUAGAAAUGCAAGAGCUGUCGGCCGGCGAUCCCUUCACAGUUGGCGUUAAGAGCGACGUGGCCAUGGAGUUCCCCGAUUCUGACUCGGGCUUGUCUCUGGACGCCAGUCCCAACAUAGGCUCCCCUGAGAAGUCUGCAUAUGGGGACGGCUCGCUCGGUUUCAGCGAUUCAGACAUGGACGAGAUGGAGAGCAAUCCAGGGAGCGAGUCGGACUAUUCAGAGAUGUUCUCCCUGUCGUUCACCAGUGGCAACUCGUCGGGAUCUGGCGCCAACAGCCCCACACGCCAGCAGCAGAGAAGAAAAGGCAAGCUACCCAAAACAGAGCCGGCCGAGGCCAGCGUUCACGGCGCGCCGCCCUUCACCAAGGACAAGGCCAAGAGGCGCUCGGAGUCGCGGCUGUCCCGCGACGAACAGCGGGCCCGGGCCCUCCAGAUCCCCUUCCCCACCGACCUGAUCAUCAACCUGCCCGUGGACGACUUCAACGAGCUCAUGUCCAAGCACCAGCUCAACGAGGCCCAGCUGGCCCUGGUCCGCGACAUCCGCCGCCGCGGCAAGAACAAGGUGGCGGCCCAGAACUGCCGCAAGCGCAAGAUGGAGAACAUCGUGGGCCUGGAGUUCGACCUGGACUCGCUGAAGGAGGAGCGGGACCGGCUGCUGCGGGAGAAGACGGAGCAGAGCGGCAGCCUGCGGCAGAUGAAGCAGCAGCUCAACACACUCUACCUGGAGGUGUUCAGCAUGCUGAGGGACGAGCAGGGCAGGCCCUACUCCCCCGCCGACUACUCGCUGCAGCAGACCUCUGACGGCACCGUCUUCCUGGUCCCCAGGGUCAAAAAGACACUUGUCAAGAGUAACGCCUAGCACUUAUUAGCGUUAUUAUUAUGACCUGUUCCUGUCUCUCCAUCCCUCCCUCCCCCACAAAAAAAAAUAUCUCUUAUUUUUUCCCCCUUUAUUCCUGCGGUACUGCAUUGCUCCAGCUAUGUACUAUGCAAAGAUAACUUUAUAGUUGAAAUUUUUGCUUAUGCGUAAAAAUACACCAAAACAGAAAAACAGCAGAACUAUUAUAUAGUUUUUGCUUAUUCUACUCUUAAUAUUUUUAAUAUCUAUUGUUAUUUUUUACUUCUUUAUAUUUCUCUCCUUAAGAUUCUUUUAUCUGUAUUGUUUGUAAAUACAUUUAUACUUUGUUUGCUAUUGGAAUAUGACUGUACUGUAUAUACCACAUUUUAGUAUGCUAAUAAUUUUGUUGCAAUCACUGGCACUUAAGUCUGUUUUAUAUCUUAAUUUACAGUUCUAUGGCUAUUUUAUCUCUUUGUGCUUUAUAAAAAAAAUAAACUAUCCAAUCAAGCUA